AAAACAUUUCUAAUCUCCCGCGCAUUUCCAACAGCGUCUCAUGCCAUUUAUGCCUGCGCUCCUUCACUCUCUGUGUGUUUCAGUUCUACCCUCCAUUUGCAUCUCCGCCAAUCUAAAGCCAAAUGCGGCGCCACCACCCUCAUUUGGCCACUACCUUUCCCGACGGCGCCAUCACCGCCUCCGACUUGUCUAAUAUCAAGCGCAGCAAAAGGCGCGGAAACUAUAAUUGUGGCCGCUGUGGUCUCCCCAAGAAAGGCCACUCCUGCAAUGGCGAAACCACAACCUUGACCGCUGACUCUUCUUCCAUCAUCGCCACUCCAUCUCCUUCCUUCCCCACCCCUACGUCACCGCGCGAGCCCUCCUCUCACCUCCGUCGCGCUCUCUCAUUCGACGAUAACGAGGUGAACCUUUCACCGCUAUCUGAUGAUGAGGGUUUCUCCGAUGGAUCGCCAGAGAUUAAUGUAGACAUCGGUGAUGUUCGGCUUCCUUGGAUAUGCCUUUGGGAGGUGUUGCGGAGAUUGCCGCCGGCAUCGUUGUUGUCGGCGGCGAAUGUUUGUACGGGGUGGAGGGACUGCACGAGGAAGCUCUGGCGGGCGGCAGAGGAGUUAAGGCUUAGAAUCCCUGCAAAAGCUCAAGUUGGGUUGGUUGGACCUGUGUUGCAAAAGUGUUCGGGGCUCGUUAGGCUCUCUCUUAGGAUCGAGAGUGACCUGGAUGCAACGAUGUUGGCUUGCAUUGCGUUCUCUUGUCCUAAUCUGGAAUCCUUAGCGGUCCGUACAUCUGACUGUGCUACCAAUCGGAUAUCAGGGGAUGAGUUAGGUCGUUUUGUUGCUGAUAAACGACGUCUUUCUAGCCUCAAGAUGGAAGGUUGCUCUAACCUUAGUGGUUUCAGUCUCUGUUCUUCAACUUUGUCUACUCUGUGGCUUUCAAAUCUUUUCUCUCUAUCUAAGAUGGUUUUUAACUGCCCAAAUUUGAAGGAACUUUCCUUGGAUUUUUCUCGCCAGGAGAAUGAUUGUACUGAUCUUGCUACCAUGGUGGACAGCCUCGGAAGGACCUGCCCGAGGUUGAAAAAUGUUCAUAUUGCAUCGCUUCGACUCUCUCAUGCUGUUGUGCUUGCUCUUACUGCUGCAAACUUGAGGAAUCUGCGCAUGCUCUCUCUUGUACUUGGUUCAGAAAUCAGUGACGCCUCUGUAGCUGCCAUUGCUUCAAGCUAUGACAGUCUAGAAUUGCUUGAUUUGAGUGGGUCUAGCAUCAGUGACAGUGGCAUUGGGAUUAUCUGCAAUGUGUUCCCCGAAACUCUAUCAAGAUUUCUCCUCGCGUUUUGUCCUAAUAUUACCUCAAGUGGAAUCCAAUUUGCGGCAGCACAAUUGCCCCUCUUGGAACUCAUGGACUGUGGGAUGACUAUAUGUGAUCCCGGUUCUCAAACUCUAAACUCUGCAUAUGGGUCUGAUUAUGCUAACAAUAGUUGUGAACCCAACCAUCCACAGAGAACACCCAACAGCAAGCUUCCCCAUAUUUUCCAGAAGCUGAUAAUAAAACAUGGACGGUUGAAGAAACUCAGCCUUUGGGGUUGUUCUGGUUUAGAUGCCUUAUAUCUCAACUGCCAAGAGCUUAAUGAUCUGAAUCUAAAUUCCUGUACAAACUUGCUUCCUGAGAAAUUGUUACUUCAGUGUCCGAGUUUGCGGAGUGUACAUGCUUUGGGAUGCCAAGAGAUGCUGAUUGGAGCAAUUCAGAACCAGGUGUAUAAAGAGUCUGUUGAUGAGGACUAUUUUCCAUGCAAACGCUUGGCAGCAAGUGGUUCUAAGAGGGUCCGAGUUCCACAUUUAUUUACUCCACAGCUGGUUAAUGAGAAGACAAGGAAGGUUUUGAGACCACGAUGUGCGGUGCUCCUGGACUAACCAGCAUUACCCCCCCCCCCCCCAAUGUCUAGUCUUUUAGGGCUUGUGCCCCCGAAAUAUUUGAAUAGCUUGUAACCAAUUUAGGCUGAUGUCCAAAGUGAAAUCUAUAAAGAAUGUUCACCUUAUAGUUUGCCCUGGAUCAAUGCCAAAAUUUUUAGCGAAUAAAAAAGAAAAUAUCAUUUUCAUUC
This is a messenger RNA of Macadamia integrifolia, 2083 nucleotides long. RefSeq names its product F-box/LRR-repeat protein 17-like. The coding region runs from base 123 to 1895 and encodes 590 amino acids. Gene Ontology annotation, molecular function: protein binding. The record is from RefSeq and is a predicted model, not a curated record. NCBI's taxonomy places the organism in Eukaryota, Viridiplantae, Streptophyta, Magnoliopsida, Proteales, Proteaceae. The transcript has 11 exons.